GUGCCUACAGGGGGGGUUCAAGUCUCGCUGUGGCAGACUGAUCAUAUGACAGCUGCAUGCGUCCCACUCCUUCACUUCCCCAGUGGAAAACGCCACAUCUGACAGGGAGGGAGAGACAGACAACCACGACAGGGGAGUUUCAACACCGACCUCAAGAUGCUGGCGCUUAUAAACCGGCUUUUGGACUGGUUCAAGUCUCUGUUCUGGAAGGAGGAGAUGGAGCUGACGCUGGUCGGCCUCCAGUACUCGGGAAAAACAACAUUUGUAAACGUGAUCGCUGUAAGUCUUCAGCUGCUAGCCGCCUCCUCCUCGCUAUACAGACUAGUGCUAAUAUCAUUAGCCUCAAUAAUGGGAUAACAGUGACCGAGCUCGGUGUGUGUGCUAACGCUACACUGUCUGUUUCCAUCAAAACAAACCCGAAACAGAGUCAGGCUGAUGGUUUUGUGUCAACAACACAGCUGAGAUGACUAGUUUGUAGCUGGUGGAUCCGUAAGUAAGCUAGUUGCUGACUGUGUUAUUAUGGUUGUGUCUCAGGCUAACACAAACCGCAGCAUACCUGCAUUUGCUUUGUUAUGACUUCAGUCUCUUCUAAACUGUGGGUUCAUUUCUGAAUCAGGGCGAGGCUGUCUGCAGUUUCCAGUCACUACAAAGUCAGUCUCAGACAUUUCCGACCAUUACAGCAAAACACACACAGACACGGACACAUUGUGGUAUUUAUGUACACGUCUCCUCCUGCAUCGAGUUUGAUUUGACUUAACCCCAACACAAACAAAUAAGGAGCCUGGGUCGUUUAAUUUCCGGCUUUUGUAGCUUUAACUUGAACAAAUGUAGAGAAAUGAUGGUGUAGGGGAGAGUGGGGUAAGUUGAGCCACCCCCUGUUGCUUGAAAAUGGUAAAAGAAAUUGAUCAUGUGACCAAAUAUUUAGGAGAUGGGCAUCAAUUCAUGGAGUCUGUGAAAGGGUUAGAAGUACAAAUAACUCUUGAAUGUGAAUUUAGUCUGUCAUAAGUUUUAUUAGAAUUGUGUUCAGACCAAAAAAGAUUAUUUUAAAUGUGUUUUAUACAAAAAUUGUGGUAUCUAUGAGCUACAUCAUGAGAUCAAAAACCACCAUUUUAGCUUAGAGGACUAUAAUAGUUGUUCUGGGGCAACAGAAAGUAAAGGAGUCUGAUGAGAGGAUCAGAGUUUUAGUUCAGAUUGUUGAAAUGUUUUACUUUUUCUUUUCAAAAAUACAGCUGUGAAUGUUCUGAAUCACUUAAAGACAUUCUCAUGUUAAAAUGGCUUUUUACAAAACAGCUUUUUAGCAGUUAUAUGUAUUAAUUGCAAUAAAAAUAAUUAUUGUACCAGUUGAAUAGUAUAAAAUAGAUAAAAAAAACAUAUUAAUGUGAAGAAGUGACUGUUGUUUAGGGAGAGAGAAGGUGAGGGAGGGCUAGGAUGGAGAGUGGGGGGGUUAGUAGGGAUACGGAACUUACCCCGCUUAUUUUUGGCAUGCUAUAUUAUCAAGACAGUUGUGUUUACACUCAUUCUGUUGGUUUGCAGGGAUGAACAACACCUAGAAAUAUAUGCAGAUACACUAGUGAGAGACAAAAUUAUGAUUGCCUUGAUGUAGUGAUCCCAAAUAUUAAAAAAUGGCUCAUCUUACCCCUCUCUCCAAUGCCAAUAGAUGCACCAUUAUAGAUGCCUAGAUUAUACAUUGCAAUGCACAAAAACAGCCAUUAAUGCUUUGUAUUCUAACUGUGCAACAUGGUUCCGCUGUUGUAGCUCUUGUAGUAAACAGACAGACGUUUCUGUGUUUCUCCAUGACCUCUUGUGACUGAGAUGAGAAGCAUCCGUAGGAGGUAUUUCCCUUGUGCAACCCAGGGUGGGUUUCUCAAAGCUGGUGUUUCUGGUGUAGCAAUCACUCAUUGGCUAAUAAGCAGACUGCAACAGAGUUUUUUAGCACCACAUGGUUAAAAGUGAUAAAGAAUUUCACAGCUCUCGCACACAUGUGUCUACUCAAAGUUAUAUCUAGAUGUGUCUCACAGUCAUUCAAGUUUUACAUUUUGUCCAGCAUCAUGUGGUCUGCACUGAUAAAUAAAUACACUUGAAUUCAGAGAGAGAUGAGUUAGAUACUUUCACUGCACCAGCAACAGUUUCAAUUAUAUUAGAUAAUUAUAUUUGCGAUGAUUAAGAAAUGUUUCAGGCAUUUCCUGUGUGCCUUUCUUGUCACGUUGUUUAAACCUCUCAAUUCCUGUUAAGGCCAUUUCUCUGCUUUUUUAUAGCAUCUUAAACUUGUAUCUCUUUUCAAACUUUUCAGCAGUGAAGAUUGGAUUUUAGGUUUUUUUUGAGCAGCAAGGUACAAAUAGCUAGAAAUAGCUUCUUAAUCUAAUCUUUACAGAUCAGUAUCAUAAGAUUAUUAGUUGAAGUUAAAAAAAGUGACAAAACUGUUGCAGCACUGAACAGACUUACAUCUUUCAAAGCUUAAAAUUAACUUUGUGCUUUAGAAAACUGUUCUGAAUUUUUAACAGUCUUUCUAAGUCUAAUUAAUCCGACAAAUUUAUGAAGAAAUUAAAUGGUCAACAGGUCAUCGUGAAAAUGUGAAGAAAAACCAAUAACAGUUCUGCCUCAGCAGAGUAACAGGUGUAACAGGUCUAAGUUGAAAAUUGUUUAAGGAACAUUUCAGAGUUGGUAAAAAGGUUUUUCAGUAUGCCUGCUGUGUCAUCUUUCAGGUCUGAUGUCCGAAGAGGAAGUCGUGUUAGGUGCUGGAAUAAAACCCUGAUUUCCUGCUUAGCCUAGAUGUAUAAAAAACAAAAAGCCCUGGUUCUUAGUGAAUGAUUGUAGCUGUUCAGAGUUGUUCCUCCUCCUUCAGCAGUCAUAAGACCAUUGCUCUCAUUUCCACUUAGCUUCAUCAGGUGACUCAGGCAAGUCAUGUGCUGAGAAAUGUGUGGACAUCAGACAGUGGAGGGCAGUAGGGGAGGAAAUAAUAACAGCUUGUGAGGUCUGAUGUUAAAGGGGAACGAAUAAAAAAACCUACACUUUUUAAAAAAAUGGCAUUGUUGAAGUUUUUCUUAACACUUGAUAACCCUUACUGCACUAGUCCCUGGCUUUGUUUGGACAUAAUUAAGCAGGAAAUAGAAUUUGACUGUAAUAUUUACAUUUGCAUUUCAAAUUAAACUUUUAAUAACAGAUUUCUUUGUUCUUAAUUUGUUUUUAAAAGUAGGCAAAACUUUGAGUACAAGCAAUACCAUACCAUUUGGUUUCUCUGCUUUCAGUCUGGGCAUUUCAGUGAAGACAUGAUCCCUACGGUUGGUUUCAACAUGAGAAAGGUCUCCAAAGGAAAUGUCACCAUCAAGGUAUUUUAACCUCUCUGUUGUUAUCACAAAGUAAUAAAACGAAAUGAAACCAGCAGGCCUCUAUGGAGGUGUUAAAUUCAUAUUUAAUGAUGCCUUGUAAUGUUUCUGCAGAUAUGGGACAUAGGUGGGCAGCCAAGGUUCAGGAGCAUGUGGGAGCGGUAUUGUCGGGGAGUUAACGCAAUUGUGUGAGUAUAAUCUCAGCUUUGAUUCUGAAGUUUGUCAGAAAAGCCGCAAACACUUUUUGAUCGAUGUUUUCGUUCUGACUCAUUUUCAGGUACAUGGUUGACGCAGCAGAUCGGGAAAAGGUUGAGGCUUCCAGAAAUGAGCUUCAUAAUUUAUUAGACAAACCCCAGUUGCAAGGAAUUCCAGUAAGUUACCUCCUGAAAGUGCAGUGUUUGAUUUUUGCACCAGCAGUAUGCAAGCUUUGUCUUGAUAACUGCUGCAGGUACAGAUCUUGAUUGAAAUUUUGUUUUCAGGUUUUGGUGCUCGGUAACAAAAGGGACCUCCCCACUGCUUUAGAUGAAAAGCAGCUCAUCGAGAAAAUGUGAGUCUGGAUCAGUCCAAUCAUUUAACAUAGGUUUUUCCCUGAUAAAAAAAAAGGUCUUUAUGUAGCCUGAACUUUAAGUGGAAUUUUGGUUUUGACUUUAUAACAUAAGCAAUUUAAUAUCCCUUUUUGCUUGUUUACAUAGCAUGAUUUUCUACUCAUAUCUGUCUCGGUUAAGUCAACUGUGUUUAAGUCAGAAUCCUUUUUUUCUUUUUUAAAGCUUGAGCUGAGUUCAGAUGUAUAUAACUGAAGGGAAGUGGCUCCCUCUGCUGACGGAUCAUAAUGAAUGCAUAUCUAUGUUUAUGUUUUAUUUAUUUUAUGCUUUAUGCACUUUUCCUUCACAGGAAUUUGUCAGCUAUUCAGGACAGAGAAAUAUGCUGCUACUCGAUUUCCUGCAAAGAAAAAGACAACAUUGGUGAGUUUCAGUUCAUGACCUCAGAAUCUGUGUGUUAUUUUGUUAAACUUACUUUUAGACUUACAAUCAUCCAGCAGACUUGUGAUACUGUAACUCACAGACCAAGGCUGAAAAAGAUAUAAUGACUAAAUCUCUGACAUAUUAUCUACAUUGGACUUUAGCUUUUGUCAUUUAAACAUCUUCAAAACUAUAUUUUUAAACCUCUUGAGAUUAUUUAUUGUACUUGUUUACUAUCCCUACAUUGUUUCUUAUUACACAGGGAGUGGUCAUACAAAUUUUCAUCGUUCUUUAGUGUAAUGAUAACGCUUUAUGUCAGAUUCCGAAAGACUACAUUGAAUUGGUCGGUGGGAGUUGCAUUUUUUUAGCAUUACUUAUGCUACAGACCUGAUCAUGUCGGCUUCUUACAUUUUAAACAGUCCUUUAAAAUGCAUUUGUAAAAUGUAUUUAUAUAUGUAGAAAUGUUUUGAUAAACACAAUACUAAACUAUUGAAGUGACCCUUCAACAAACACUAACAGAUUUAUGUCGUAUGAAGCCCAGGGGACAACUGUAAUUAGUGCUCAGGCCUGAAAAAAAGUACUUUAAACUCCAGACUUUCUGCUCAACAUAAAAUCACUCCUGAAUAUAAUUUCUCAGAAUGACUUUGAGGUAUUUUGUGGAACCUAGUUUAUCCAGCAUUUCUAAAAUGGGUCAAAAAUUUAACUAUUUCAAAAACCUAAUCACCGUACAGUUCAACCGUUAUAAAAAGCAUAAUGAUAAGUUUCUUGUCCUGUUUUUAAAUGAAGGAUUUUCGGUUUAACUGUGUCACUUUGACUUCUGAUGUCAAGUUUGAGUUUUCUAUAUGAUCAAUACUUUUGGUGUAAAUUAGGAGAAUCAUUGCAGCAACAAACACUUUCCUUUAACUUAGAUGUAUCCCAAAAUCACAUCUCGUUUUUGCUGCUGGGGAUUUUUCAAACACCUGACUCAUAAUGCAGUUUUCACACCGCUACAACAAUGUUUUUAUUCAUUUCAGAUAUCACACUUCAGUGGCUCAUCCAGCACUCGAAAUCCAGGAGGAGCUGAAAAUGCAGGGGUUAUUUUCCAGCUGUGUUAGCCAUGUUACUGUCAUGCCACACCCCCACCACUCUACGUUGUUGUACAGUCUUCUACUCACAUACUGCACUGUUAAGCUUGUGACACACACACACACACACACACACACACACACACACACACACACACACACACACACACACACACACACACUUUUUUCCUCUCUUUUUACAUUGUGAUGUCUUCAUAAACCCCAAAGAAUGCACUACUUAAAAAGAGACCAAAUUUAAGGAAUACAAUUGGCAUUAUCAGCUUGCAGAGCUGGACUCUACUCUGACUUCCAGUAAGACCCUCAUUUCUGAUCUACCUUUUGCUAUUCAUGCAUUAUCGGUCAAUGACGCCCGUUAGUUUGUAACACUAAUCUCGGGUAUGAAACCACUCUCUUGAGAGGAGUGCUGAUUCUGUCAAACAGGCAUCAAUAAGGAUAAUUUUGUUUUUAACACAGUCAGACAUCUUUCCAGGAGACAUGGCGGUUUUCCUAUUCCUGUCAUCUUUUGCUUGAUCAUGUUUUCUUCUACUUUAAAAACAUAUCUGUUGUUAUAGAAAACUGUGCAUUUAAGAAAGUAAUUUGAUGCAGGUCUGUACAAAUAUCAAGCUAGUAUGAUUUUUACUGAUGUGAGAUGUGCGUGUAUGAAUAUAUGAUUCUAUUUAAAGUCUGAAUGUACUAGACGUAAAGCUACAGGAUUGUGUGGUUAGUGUUGGCCCCUGUUUGUCAGUCGCCUUGGUGGAAUGAUGUCCUUUGUGCUGCCUGGAGGCUGAGAGAGCGGCAGAAUUCAAAGUGCCUUUUGCAAUGUCUCUCACCUCUGAGGCGAAAGCAAAGCGGUGCGCAAGGUGUGCCUACCUGGGCAGAUUAAAUGGAAAAAACAAAACACCACUUCAAUAUAUUCAAGAAAUAAAAGGCAUGCUUUUUAAUUUAGACAAUGUCCUGUUAUUUGUUCACUGAGCUGUGAAUACAUUUUUAAUUGUUUUUCUGCGUAUUUAUGGAGAUUAGUAAUUGUAAAGGUCCUCAGAUGGUAUUUGUGUCGUCUGAGAGUGCAAAGAAAAGCUGAACUCAUUUCGAUUAAACUGUCUUUUUCUUUUUACUUUCAAUUUAAA
Xyrichtys novacula (pearly razorfish) is the source of this 6470-nucleotide messenger RNA. Lineage: Eukaryota; Metazoa; Chordata; Actinopteri; Labriformes; Labridae. The record is from the annotation of a GenBank genome assembly.